This is a messenger RNA of Capsicum annuum, 561 nucleotides long. RefSeq lists its product as uncharacterized. Lineage: Eukaryota; Viridiplantae; Streptophyta; Magnoliopsida; Solanales; Solanaceae. Gene Ontology annotation, molecular function: zinc ion binding. The annotation marks the transcript as partial. The transcript is spliced from 4 exons. The record is from RefSeq and is a predicted model, not a curated record.
AUGGCAAAAUCAUAUUCAAAGACUGAAUUUCACAAUUUAAUGAAGAAGGUGGAUGCAGUUGAUGUUAGAGUGAAGAAUUACUUGGAAUUAGCGGGAUAUGAUAACUGGGCUAUACAACAGGCACUGUAUACUUUUACGGAUCUUAUUGGUAAAUUUCAACAAAUUCUUCAACAAAAUAAAGCGGAGUGUACGCGUAUAAAGGAAAAUACAUAUGCUGAGAUGGUUAAAUACAUUUGCAAAACUGUUUCUGACAUAACCUUGCAGAAAAAUACAUAUGCUGAGAUGGUAAUACCUUCAUCAGAGUAUAUUUAUACAGUCCAUGACAAGGAGAAACAUUUUAUUGUUUGUCUUAAGGAAAAAAAAUGUUCUUGCAAUGCAUUUCAGUUGGAUGAGAUAACGUGUGUUCAUGCUUGUGCAGUUCUUAAUAGCAAGAAUUUUAAGAAGGGACCAUAUUGCUCUGAUCUUUACAAGCCAAAAACAGUCUUGCGAACAUAUGAUCUUCCAGUUUAUUCUUUACCACACAAAGAUGACUGGAUAAUUCCUAAGAAAAUUUUGAAUGAG